Caenorhabditis angaria is the source of this 694-nucleotide messenger RNA. The record is from the annotation of a GenBank genome assembly. Lineage: Eukaryota; Metazoa; Nematoda; Chromadorea; Rhabditida; Rhabditidae.
AUGUUGUUGACGACAACCUUUUUGAUCUUCUUCGUGCGAUUUUGUGAUUGUUGUAUGCCGACGAAAAAUGGUGGAAGUGAGUUGGCAAUUUGGCGGGGCGGGGCAAAUCAUGAUAUUUUUAGUGCCCAUAUUGAAUGAAGACUUGGAUGAGCCCGAAGAAGUGAUUUCAACUUCACAAAGUCCCGAGGAGCCCACCACAACCACCACUACAGAGGCGUCUGAAGAUCCCAAAUGUCCUGAUGACACGUGGAUUCUAUUCAACAGAGGAACCUAUUCAUGGUGUAUGAAAACUGCGAUUGCUUCAAUUCAACAAGCAGAAGCUGCCGAAACUUGUCAAAAUCUCAACGCCAACGCAGUACCUUCAGGUUUUCAAAAUGCAGCAGAAGUUACAACAAUGAUUGCUCAGGCUAGAGCGGCUAAUAAUGGAGAGGAUGCAAGGUUUUAUAUCGGAGCUGAAAGAGUUGAAAAUUGUAUUGGGAAAGGUAUCACGGCAAGUUGCACAAAGUUGAAUUCAUUCAAAUGGACAGAUGGUAAAACAACUGGAACUGAUGGAUGGAUUUGGGAAGGAAUUCAACCGAAUAAUUGGCAAUUUCAACAAAAUUAUGUUUAUUUGGACACUGAAAUGGGUGGAUUAGCAGACGGAAAUGGACUUUUUGAAUAUCCUGGAGUUAUUUGCGGCGUUGAAGCUUCCUAA